Molecule: messenger RNA, 3596 nt
Organism: Cuscuta epithymum
Lineage: Eukaryota; Viridiplantae; Streptophyta; Magnoliopsida; Solanales; Convolvulaceae
Source: the annotation of a GenBank genome assembly
UUUAAUCGUCCUCUGAAACAGCUUUCACAGCUUAAACAAAUGUUUCUUGGAACCUACCUGAAUGCUUUUCUUGGCUGACAUUCUUCUUCAUCUUCUUCACGGUCUUUGAGGCGCUGCACUCUUCUUCCCAACAUGGAAGCAGAUAAAAUGUGAAAUUUUCUUUGCUUUUUCUUCCUUUUUUUUGGAAUUUUUUUCAUUACUCAGUUUUGUUUUUUCUUUCUGUUCUCGUAUUAUCUUGCCGAUAUUGUCCCAAAAUAUUUAUCAUUUGGUUUGGGUUCGGGGUUGGCGUUUCUGCUUUGCCAAACGGUACAAGUGCCCAUUCGUUUCUUUUUGCAUUUUUUUGUUCCCUUCUGCAACCGUAUUAUUUUACUUUUAAGUUCUGAAGAUCACAUUUUUGAAAGUUGAGACUUUUUGGGCCUUUUCCUUUUGUCAUAUGUAUGAGCUUUUCUGUUCUCGUUGAAUAUGGUCUAUGGAUGGAUUUGAACGAAAAAUAUGGACCCUACUCAAGUUUUACCUUUUCUUGAGUGUUUUGAGUUCUUGACGUGGGGGUGGGGUGUUUUUUUUCUUCUCAUUUUGGAUGGUGAUAUUGUUUAUGUAGUACUCCGUAUUAUUUAUUAUUUAGCACUCUUUAUUAUGUUCAUGUUUGUUUCUUCAAUUUGUGAUUUAUCUUUAUUAAAGUGAAAUGGGCAUUUAGUUUACCUUAAGUGAGAUGGGCAUUAGGUCGCUUUUUUCUCUAAUUUUGUGAUGCAUGGAGUAACAUAGUUUAUUAUAAUUAGCAGCUUAAUAAUAUUACGAUGGGGGAUUAUAAUUUCACUCUGUGACCUUGAUUCCCUUGCUGUAUGGUGUAAAAGGUUAGAUGUGUAUAUAUAUGAUUAUCUCAUCAAGAGGAAGAUGACUGUGUCUGCCAGGGCAUUUCAUGCUGAAGCAGAAGUACCCACUAACCGAACAGCAAUUGAUACUCCAGGAGGAUUUCUUUUAGAAUGGUGGUCAAUCUUUUGGGAGAUAUUUGUUGCUAGGUUUAGAUGCCCUCCUUCAGGAUCUCGCAAUGAGGAACAGCAGCAACAACACCAAAGUGAUGAGCAGCAGCAGUGUCAAAUACAACAACAAAUCCUGCAGAAACACGUUGAACAACAAUCACAGAGACAACGAGAAGAGACUCGAUUAGGAUGUGCCACUUCCGCUGAAAUGCAUUCAAGACCUAGCCGUGUGGCCAUGAAUGCACUAACCAGAAGUAGAAGCUCUUUGCCUGGGCCAAAUAGGAAGAGGCCCAUGCAGUCUAGUGAUGGCAGUAAUGCUGGUCAGCCUUUUAAUCAUAGUUAUACAUCAAUAUUAACUUCAGGAACAUGUGUAGACCAGCAUCCACGUCACGGAAGUCCUGUUGGCAAUUUAAGAUCAUUUCCCGAAACAAAGGAUCAACCUCAGCUGCGUCAUGUUUCCCAUGGCCCAAUGAAUACAUUGAAUCCCUUAACAAACCUCAAGUCUGCUUUCUCGGACGCAUCUUUGACUCAACUUUAUGGAUCAAAUCAUGGGGUGAGUAAUAUGCCUUUGAAGGGUUGGCCUCUGACGGGAUUUGAACGGCUUCAACCUGGACAUCUUCAGCAUCAAAACCCUUUGCUUAAUCCUUCUCAGCCCUCCCAACAACUUCAGCUGCAACAGCAAAUUCAAAGCCUUCUUGGUUCUCAGUAUAUGGAUGUUAGGAAAGACGUGCAACCACAUUUUUUGUCUAAUUUGGUUCCUGAUUCGAAUUUGCUGGUUCAAGCAGGCCUCCCUCUUUUCUCUUGUGCGGAUGAUACACUAAUCAAGCUCUAUCAGUCUGAAUUGGCAAAGGCCAACCAAAGACAGCAGCAAUGUCAAAGGCCAACUGUACUUGGUCAAUGUCCAGAAACCUCAAGCUAUAAAAUUGCACAACAAGACAACACGAUUACUGCAAGCAACAGUGCCAUGGAUGCCACCUUUUCAAAUACUUCUAGAGACAAUGAUCAGAUCCCGGCUCUAAGAAAAAGAAAGCAACCAUUGUCCUCAAAUCCAACGAACAGCUCGGGUACUGCAAAUACCACUAUUCGAUCAUCACAAAGCAUGUCACCCUCUUCCCCUUCAACCCACACAAUGGAAGAUGUGAUAUCAUCGGUACCUUUACUGCUUCCAGAUGAUAGCAAGUCACAGAUAUAUUGCAGCAGUGGUGCUGACACAAAUGCAUCAAAUCAGAUGGCAGACAUUGUCCGUUUUAUAAGUCAUGGAUCUAUGGAUGACAAUGUGGAUUCUUUCCUUGAUAAAAAUGUGUGCGGCACUGAAGAUGCGAUUACUCAAUGCUUAGAUGUUCCAUUCUCAGAAAUUGGAAGCAUUGAAUCUAAUGAAGUUAACUGCUGUGAUUUCUCAUGCGAGGGUAAACUUAUUGCAACUGGUGGAGACAGUAAUAAGGUUGUAUUAUGGUGCACAGACUCUAAAGAGCAAAAGUGUACACUUGGAGAGCACUCCGACAAAAUCACAGAUGUUCGUUUUAGUCCAAGACGACCACAGCUUGCUUCAUGUUCCCUGGACCGGAUGGUUAAAAUUUGGGACAUCCAUAGCCCAGGCAAGUCACUGCGAACCUUUACUGGGCAUUCUGCCUCUGUUGUCUCAGUGGACUUUCACCCAAACAAGGAGGACCUUAUCUGCUCUAGUGACGAUGUUAGUGCUAUACGGUAUUGGACCAUUAAGAAUGGUGGUUGUGCGGGAGUUUCUAAGGUUGCUGCAGCUCAAGUGAGGUUCCAACCUACUCGAGGAAGGUUUCUUGCUGCUGCUGUAGGGAAUGGUGUAUCCUUGAUAGAUGUUGAGACCACUCAAACCUGCAGCAGAUAUCCUUUGAAGGGGCAUGCAUCAAAUGUGCGGUCUGUAUGCUGGAGCUCUUCAGGGGAGUAUAUAGCAUCUUUGAGUGAGGACUUUGUUAGAGUGUGGAAAGUUGGAAGUGGGGGAGACCAGAAGUGCGUGCACGAGUUAAGCAUAACCGGGAAAAGAUUCCGUACAUGCACCUUUCAUCCAAUACAACCUUCUUUGCUGGUCAUCGGUUCCCAGCAGUGCCUGGAGCUGUGGAACAUGGCAGAGAACAAGAUGCUGACAAUGGUUGAGGGGCCUAUCUCUACGUUGGCUGUAUCUUCCUUCGCUGGUUUAUUAGCCUCUGCGGCAAGCGGUGGCAAUUCAGUCAAGCUGUGGAAGUGAUGGUAAUAUAUGUUCGGUCUAUAUAUAUUAUAUAUAUAUAUAUAUAUAUAUAUAUAUAUAUACAUACACAUACAUAUAUAACAUAUAUACAUGCUAUCCUGCCUAACUAGCACUGCAGAAGUCGUGCCUUGAUCCUAAGAGUGGGGAAUACUUUUUUGAUGGCCUGGAGUUUUGUUGGGGUUCAGAACAAUGUAAAGUUACCAUUAUGAAGAAAAUGGAAAGAAAAUAUAGUUAGUUAGGUAGUUUCUGGAAAUGGAGGUAGGUUAUUUGUGCAACUAUAUACUUCGCAUUAUAUUAUUAUACACGUGUGAGUGGAAAGAUGAAAGGAACUGAAUCAUAUGUUAUGCAUAAAUUAACAUAACAUAGCUAUUAAUUAAUAUGGACAUUUCGCUUGAGUGACG